CAUCCCAUCCACGUCACAGUGGGAGCUCGGAAAGAGCUCCCACUGUGGUUGCUCUGAAGGUUGCAAUAACGUCUAUCUCCCAGCUUUAACCAUGGGAAACUGUGUCUCUUUGAGUCUGACAGCAACCCGCGGAGCGCCCUCUCUCUCUGCUUCCAAGGCCAGCAGGAAACUUUCCCCAAUCGAAUCGCAUCCCUUUCAUCUUCCAUCGCCAUUGCCAUCUUUCCCACCAGGUGGACAAUUCGCCAAGGGGAGCAUCGACCUCGGCGGCCUCGAGGUUCGCCAAGUCUCCAACUUCAGCAGCGUUUGGGCGACCCACGGCGGCGGCCCCGACGAUCUCGGCGCCACCUUCUUCAGGCCUUCCUCACUCCCCGCCGGCUUCUCGCCCCUCGGCUACUAUGCCCAGUCUAACAACCGCCCUCUCUUCGGCUGGCUUCUCGUCGGAAGGGCUAUCGGCUCUGGCGGCGAUGUGGCUCUCGCAAAGCCUUCCGACUACACCCUCCUAUGGAGCAGCGAGUCGUUCAACAACCUCAAGCAAGAUGGCCACGGCUACUUCUGGCUCCCGACGCCGCCGGAUGGAUACCGAGCAGUCGGGCUAGUCGUCACCGGCUCGCCGGAGAAACCACCUCUCGAUGAAGUCCGCUGCGUGAGGAGCGACCUGACCGAAGAAGUGGAGAACGAUGAGUAUAUUUGGAGCACCGACGGGUUCAACGUCAACGCUUCACGGCCGGCCGUGAGAGGCAUCGCCGCCGCCGGCGUGCCGGUGGGGUCCUUUCUCGCUCAAGCAAAUAAUGGAAUGGUCACAAAGUUAGCUUGUUUGAAGAACUCGGCGUCCAAUUUCACCAACGCUAUGCCGAAUCUUAACCAAGUGGAAGCUCUCAUGCAAGCUUACGCGCCGAAGAUUUACUUUCACUCCGACGAGGAGUACUUGCCUUCCUCGGUGAAUUGGUUCUUCGGUAACGGAGCUCUAUUGUACCAGAGAGAAAACCAGAGCAAUCCUUCAACUCCGAUCGAGCCUGACGGAUCGAAUCUCCCACAGGGAGAAUCCAACGACGGAGCUUACUGGAUCGACCUGCCGGCCGAAGAUGACCGAAAGAAUAAGGUGAAGAAGGGGGACAUCUCCAGCACCAAAGUCUACCUCCAUGUGAAGCCCAUGCUGGGCGCGACCUUCACCGACAUGGCCAUAUGGAUAUUCUACCCCUUCAACGGGCCGGCAAGGGCGAAGGUGAGCUUCAUCAACAUCAAGUUGGGGAAGAUCGGGGGGCACGUGGGUGACUGGGAGCACAUGACUCUGCGGAUCAGCAAUUUCACCGGCGAGCUGCGGCGGGUGUACUUCAGCGAGCACAGCGCGGGGAGCUGGGAGGAGGCGUCGCAGGUGGAAUGGGACGGUGCGACGAACAAACCGGUUGGGUACGCGUCGCUGCACGGGCACGCGAUGUACGCCAGGCCGGGGCUAGUGCUGCAGGGGAACGCCAAGCUGGGGAUCGGCAUCAGGAAUGACACCGACAAGGGGAGCAGCGUGGAUAGCGGGGAGAGCUGGGAGGUGGUGGGGGCGGAGUACUUGGGAGUGGAGGCGCCGCCGUGGGUGAACUACAUGAGGGAGUGGGGGCCGAAGAUUAGCUACGACAUUUCGAAGGAGCUGAAGAGAGCAGAGAGGCUGCUGCCGGGGAGGCUCAAGAAGAGUCUCGAGAGCAUCAUCCGGAGUCUGCCGGAUGAGGUGCUGGGGGAAGAAGGGCCGACGGGGCCCAAGGAGAAGACCAACUGGGCGAUGGAUGAAAAGUAGAGAUGAUUAUUGUUUUCAGUAGGAUAUGUAAUUAAUUAAUUAAUUAGUUAUUAUUAAUGCCACGUAAACUACCAACCUGUAGAAGCCAAGCCAAAUGGAUGAAAUUAAUAAGACAAAGCAAACA
Molecule: messenger RNA, 1904 nt
Organism: Zingiber officinale
Lineage: Eukaryota; Viridiplantae; Streptophyta; Magnoliopsida; Zingiberales; Zingiberaceae
Exons: 2
Coding region: 92-1780 (562 amino acids)
Source: RefSeq, a predicted model, not a curated record